CAAUUUCUCUUUCUUUUCACAUUAAAAAAAAAGAAAUGUCUUCACUAGCUGAUGAAUUAGCUGCCGAUCUUGAUUUUUCCGAUUCUGGUGAUGAACAAACUUCUGAUCAUGAAGAACUGGAACAAGCUCAACAUUACGAUGAUGAAAUGGAUGUGGACCAAAAUAAUAUAGAUACCAGCAACAGUCGAGAUAGCAAACAACAAGAACAACAACCUUCAACAGAUAAUUCUAUCGAGGAUCCUCACAAUAUUCGAAAAGUUUGCAAAUUCUUAUAUAGUAAACAAGUACAACAUGUAUUGUCGCGUAUCGAUUACUUUGAAUCUCAAGAUAAAGAUACAACUCCAAGAGUCACAGGUUCUUCAGAAGAAGACGAAGAAUAUAGGUUGAUCAUUCAAGCAAAUAGCAUGACUGCGGAAAUAGAUAAUGAAAUGCAAACCAUCCACAAGUUCAUUCGAGAUCAUUAUGCUACAAAGUUUCCAGAAUUAGAAUCACUUGUACUGAAUCCUUUGGAUUAUGCACGAACUGUCAAAAAGAUUGGCAACGAAGCUGACAUUACGAACAUUGAUUUACGCAACAUCUUACCUUCAGCGACGAUUAUGGUGGUAACAGUGACAGCAACAACAACCAACGGACGACUAUUAACGGAUGAAGAAUGGAAGCGAACAGAGGAGGCUUGCGAUAUGGCAUUGGCACUUGACGAUGCUCGAAAGAAGAUCAUCAACUAUGUUGCCUCUAGAAUGACAAUCAUUGCUCCCAACUUGUCUCAUGUAGUAGGAAGUGCUACAGCGGCUCAAUUGCUUUCUGCAGCUGGUGGAUUGAGAGAAUUCUGCAAGAUCCCAGGAUGUAAUGUACAGGUACUUGGAAACAAUCGUAAAGUUGCUAUGGGCUUCUCGGUAGCAACGGCAAAUCCUCAUGGUGGUGGAUUCAUUGCACAAUCUCCUUUGGUAUUAUCUAUGCCUCAAGAUUUACGACGAAAAGCGACAAAGAUUAUUUCGGGAAAGGCUGCUUUGGCUGGAAGAAUUGAUCAAAGUCGAGCAUCAACGAGUGGUGAACUUGGUAGAAAAAUGCGGGAAGAUAUAGAUCAGAAGUUGGAAAAAUUGCAAGAACCUCCACCAAGCAAGAACGUUAAAGCCUUACCAGUACCAGAUGAAGGACCCAAGAAACGAAGAGGUGGCAAGAGAGUUCGACGACAGAAGGAAGCUUAUGCCAUGACAGAAUUACGCGCUGCACGAAAUCGUAUGACAUUUGGUGAACAAGAAGAAGAAGUUGGAUAUGGUGAUGAAACUGAAGGACUUGGUAUGGCAGCAAAACAAAUUGGGAAAAUCAGAGCAUCAGCUGCAGAUCAAAGAAACAAAGUUAAAGCACCCAAGCUCAAAUCAUACAACAAUACUACUUCUGGACUUCAAACAUCUGGAUUGGCGUCUUCACUAUCAUUUACACCAGUACAAGGCAUUGAACUUAUUGAUCCAACGGCGGCUGCGGAACGAACCAAGAAAGCAAAUGAAAAGUACUUUGGUGAUGGCGCAUUCUCGAUUGUACGCAAAUAGAUUCCUAGUCAAUAGCUUAGUGUAUUCUUUUUUUUUUUCUUUAUUAUUAUUAUUCAAUAAAUCAGCAUCCUUAUCAUCCAUACCGUCAAA
Molecule: messenger RNA, 1637 nt
Organism: Halteromyces radiatus
Lineage: Eukaryota; Fungi; Mucoromycota; Mucoromycetes; Mucorales; Cunninghamellaceae
Exons: 6
Coding region: 36-1547 (503 amino acids)
Biological process (GO): spliceosomal tri-snRNP complex assembly; mRNA splicing, via spliceosome
Cellular component (GO): precatalytic spliceosome; U4 snRNP; U4/U6 x U5 tri-snRNP complex
Source: RefSeq, a predicted model, not a curated record